AUGGGUUUCUUUAACCGACGUCGCGAUGCGGCCGCCACGAACAACGGCGUGGUCCGGGAGCGUCGCCACGGCCGCCAUCACCACGGCGAGCCCUACCCCAUGGCCACCCGCCCUACCUUUGGCCAGUGGCUCAAGGCGACCUGGCUCGACAUCAUCACCAUGGCAGCCAUGGGCGCCAUCGGCCUCGGUGUCUACAUGGCCAAGCCCGCCCCGACCCGCUCCUUCGCCAUCACCUUCUCCGACGGCGAGGUCGUCUACCCGGAGUUCGCCUACCCCAUGCGCAAGGAGAUCGUCCCCAUCUGGCUCGCCGCCUUCCUCGCCUCCGUCAUCCCCAUCUUCAUCAUCCUCUGCAUGCAGAUCCGCGUCCGCUCCUUCUGGGACGUCAACAACGCCGUCAUCGGCCUGCUGUACUCGCUCAUCUCGGCCGCCGUCUUCCAGGUCUUCAUCAAGUGGCUCAUCGGCGGCCUGCGCCCGCACUUCCUGACCGUCUGCAAGCCCGACCUGUCCCUCGCCAGCAACAACCCGGGCAUCGUCGGCGAGGGCUACAACGCCGCCGGCUUCCGCGAGAUCUACUACACGCGCGAGGUCUGCACGGGCGACGAGAAGGAGAUCAACGACUCGCUCGAGUCCAUGCCCUCGGGCCACACCACCGCCGCCUUCGCCGGCUUCGUCUUCUUGUACCUGUACCUCAACGCCAAGCUCAAGGUCUUCUCCAACUACCACCCGGCCAUGUGGAAGCUCAUCGCCAUCUACGCGCCCCUCCUGGGCGCCUGCCUCAUCGGCGGCGCCCUGACCAUCGACGAGUUCCACAACUGGUACGACAUCCUCGCCGGCGCCGUCAUCGGCACCGUCUUCGCCUUCUCGGCCUACCGCAUGACCUACGCCGCCGUCUGGGACUGGCGCUACAACCACAUCCCCCUGCACCGCGGCGCCCCCUUCCAGUUCGCCAGCCCGGAGCUGUCGGCCGCCGUCUUCACGCGCCGCGUCGGCUGGGGCACCGACGCCGCCGCCUCGUCGCACUACGGCGAGAAGCACCACCACGGCUUUGGCGGCGGGCACGGCCUUGGCCACGGCACCCACGGCACUGCUACUACUGCUAAUGGUACUAAUGGUGUCGAUCCGUCUGUGCGCAGGCCGGUCGGGGCUGGUGUGCCGCCGGCUAGGGGUCCGGAGCACAUGGUCUAG
Messenger RNA from Thyridium curvatum, 1185 nucleotides. RefSeq lists its product as uncharacterized. Bases 1 to 1185 code for a protein of 394 amino acids. Gene Ontology annotation, molecular function: phosphatidate phosphatase activity. The record is from RefSeq and is a predicted model, not a curated record. NCBI's taxonomy places the organism in Eukaryota, Fungi, Ascomycota, Sordariomycetes, Thyridiales, Thyridiaceae. The transcript has 2 exons. Gene Ontology annotation, biological process: phospholipid metabolic process.